CCACUUAGUCAACCAGAAAGCUACUCGCGAAUAAAGAAAUGCUCCUUGUGAAUAAAGAAGAAGGAGAAGGAGCUAUCUGUUUUUUCAGAACUAGCACAAGCAUUGAGGAAACCGAUUGUGAGAAAAAUUGAAGAAGAAGAAGAAGCAUCAAAGAAACCAGCGCAAAUGGCGAGAAAAAUCGUAUCGUCUGUGUUGGGAAAAAUUUCCAAUCUUCUUAUCCAAGAGUCAGAUUCACUGCUUGGAGUAGAAGAUCAAAUUCAAUGCAUUGAAACCCAAUUGAGAAAGGAUGCUGAUAUGUCUGUUAAUUUUUCUGAUAAGAAGGCUUUCAAAGAAACAGUUUACGAUCUUGAAGAUGUGAUUGAUCAGUUAAUUAUCAAAUCAGCCCAGAGAAGAAUCAGAUAUGCUUGCAUUCGCUCUGUUAUGGCUUUCGUUCAUCUGCCAAUGUCUUUAUUUUAUAUUUUGGCUCUUGUUGAUUUGCUAGAUUGUUACAGGCUUCGUGAGAAACUAGAAAAGAUUAAGAUUACAAUUUCCCCGCGUUAUCGUCCAGUUAUGCAGUCUGGUUACUGGCACAAGUCCUUUGGCAUAUACGAAGUGGGCAUUGGCUACUCUGUAAUUUCUCCUGUUAUGGGUUUGUUUGAGGCCUUAGCCACUCAGCAGGAGCUUCGUCCUGAUGUGCGACGGCAAGCCAGGAGAUUAAGAGACGAAUUCAGGUCUUUGCACGACUUUCUAAAAUAUGUUGAACAAUCAAAAGAAUUAAGUGAAGCAGGAAUGGCUUGGAUGGAGGAACUCUGCGAUGUUUGUCGCUCAGCUGAGAAUGUUGUUGGUUUCUUCAUGCAACAGAUGAAGAACGGGAGGAGAGGACCUUUCCAAAACUUGGUCUGGGCUCCCCGGCAUGUCAUUUCCCAGCAUAAGCUUUUCCGGCAGAUGGCCCGGAUUAAUGAUAAGAUCCGUCAUCUUUCUGGUAGAAGACAUAAAGCUAUUGCAAUGUUAAGGAGUGACAAUUUUAAAAGCUUAUAUCAAAAGAGAAAGCCACAUCCUCUUGAUGCUGAUCAACUUGAUAUAGUUAGCUUCCAUGAGGAUGUAGAUGCAGUUACGGCACAGCUGCUGAAAGAUGAUCCUCGCUGCAUCACCAUUUCAAUUGUGGGGGUCCGAGGCGUUGGAAAGACAAGCCUUGCAAAGUUAAUCUAUGAAAGCCAGACUAUUGUAGACCAUUUCCCUCGUCGUAUCUGGGUGUCUAAUGUAUGUCAAUUGUGGCAGGUAGUGAAUGAUUUCUUCUUGGAUGAGAAGCAUCUCAUAGUUGUUGAUGACUUGUGUUUAAAGGAAGCUGGCAAUCCAAUAGAAUUCUUGAGAAACAUGGGAAGAGUCUUCAAUGACAUAUCAAAUGGAACAAGACUACUUGUCACAGUUUCCAAUUUGAGGAAAGCUCCACCAGUUACUGAAACUAGUUUAACUUACAGCCUGCAUCUUCGAAGCCACGACGAGAGCUGGGCGCUGUUCACGCACACUUUGAAGGUAAACAUCUGCCGAGAGAUGGAGAAUCUUAAGGGACACAUCAUAAGAAAAUGUGGGGGGCUGCCAUGGGUAAUUGUGGAACUAAGUGAACUACUAUCACAAAAAGAUGCAACUCUAAAGGAGUGGUCAAAAGUACUUGACCACUUAAAUCAAGAUCAAGAGCCCUGGUUAGAAAUCCUAGAUGAGAUUAACAAGCAUUUACCUUUGCAUUUGAGAAGAUGUCUCUUUUAUUUUGGAUUAUUUCCAGCAGGCUUUAAGAUCCCUGCAAGAAGAUUGAUUGCCUUGUGGGUUGCUGAGGGUUUGGGGUGCCAACAGAGUAACGAACAAUCCCCUGAAUAUGUUGCAGAGGCAUGCUUGAUAGAGUUAAUGAACUAUAAUAUGGUUCAGGUGACAGAAAAGAAACUUAAUGGGAAAGUUAAGUGACUCGCGACAUGUUGCCUACCUGAAGCUCUGCUAGUACACUGGUUCUCAAAAGCCAAGGAAGCUAAUUUUCUUCAAGGUCACUCUGACGUUUCCAACUCCAACAUAGGUGUAAUACGCCGUCUUGCUGACCAUCUUCAGCAGAGUGAUGCCAUCUUUGAUGAUAUUCAUGGUUACAGCAAUGCUUCCUUGUACUCUCGCUACAGAGAUGUGGUCUCCUUUUUAUCUUUUGAUACACGAGAAGGAAGCAGACCUGGAGAAGAUAUAGGGAACUUUCUUGAUAGAUCCAUCUCAAGCAACUGCUUCCGGUUCCUCUGGGUGUUGGAUCUGGAAAAUGUAUACAAGCCAAAACUGCCCAAGGCAGUGGGUCAAUUGACUUGUUUGAGGUAUUUUGGCUUGAGAUCAACAUACCUGGAGAUGCUUACUGUGUCCAUCAACAAAUUGCUGAACCUUCAAACACUGGACUUAAAGCGCACUUUCAUCGACACUCUUCCCAGUUCAAUAUGGAAGAUGCAAAAGCUAAGGCAUUUGUUUCUUGAUGAGAGUUUCCAUAAUGCUUUGCGUGGACAAGAAGACAGCUCUCUCGUGGACCUUCUGAUAAGCGUGAUCAAGGGGCCAAAAAUCAGUGGCCUGUUAUACUGA
Messenger RNA from Manihot esculenta (cassava), 2574 nucleotides. Its product is annotated as putative disease resistance RPP13-like protein 3. The record is from RefSeq and is a predicted model, not a curated record. The transcript is spliced from 3 exons. Gene Ontology annotation, molecular function: ADP binding. Gene Ontology annotation, biological process: defense response to other organism. Lineage: Eukaryota; Viridiplantae; Streptophyta; Magnoliopsida; Malpighiales; Euphorbiaceae.